UGGCGGUGGUAUGUCAACAUUAAGAAUGGUGUUUACGAAAGUUUUUUAACAACAUCAUAGUGCUUAUUUCACCAAGAAUAUUACUAAACUAAUUUUCAGCCAUGCCUGCAGUGUUAGAAAGUAUUGAAGUUGAUAACUUCAAAUCAUACAAAGGCCAAUAUACUAUUGGCCCUCUCAAAACCUUUACCGCGGUGAUUGGACCUAAUGGAUCAGGUAAAUCAAACUUCAUGGAUGCCAUCAGUUUUGUUAUGGGAGAAAAGACUUCUUCCUUGAGAGUGAAACGUCUCAGUGACCUGAUCCAUGGUGCAUCAAUUAAUAAACCAGUGGCUAGAACGGCUUCUGUAACGGCUGUGUUCAGGAUGGAAAACGGAUCCGAAAAGAGAUUUACCAGAACUGUAGAGGGGACAUCAUCUGGAUACAGAAUCAACCGAGAAGUUGUAACAACUCAGAAGUACAUGGAGGAUUUAGAAGCAAUUGGUAUUAAUGUGAAAGCCAAAAACUUCCUUGUGUUUCAAGGUGCGGUCGAAUCCAUUGCCAUGAAAAAUCCUAAAGAAAGGACUGUUUUGUUUGAGGAGAUUAGUGGAUCUGGUGUCCUGAAAGCUGAAUAUGAUCGACUGAAAGCUGAAAUGUUAAAAGCUGAAGAAGAAACCAACUACACUUAUUUGAAAAAGAGAGGAGUUGUGGCGGAGAGGAAAGAGGCAAAACUCGAGAAAGAGGAAGCCGAGAAGUAUCAGAGACUAAGAGAAGAGCUUGUUGAGAAAGAAAUUGAGUAUCAACUAUUUAGGCUCUACUACAAUGAAAGCGAUAUAAAACAUUACGAGAACGAAUUAGAAAGGAAAAGACGAGAUGUGGAAAAGUUAGAGAAAAAGAAAGAGAAGGCAGAAGAACAACUGAAAGACAAGAAGAAAGAUCAAGGCAAACUUAACAAGGAGUUGUCUAAAAUUGAGCAAGAAAUUAGAGAAGCGGAAGUGGAGAUUAACAAGAAGAGACCUUCUUUCAUAAAGUCUAAGGAAAGAACGACUCACAUCCAGAAGAAGUUGAACACUGCCAAAAAGUCUCUGGCAGAAGCAAAACAGGCUAACGACGCUCACGAGCGGGACAUACAGGAACUUCAGACGGAACUUGAAGAGGUUGAUGCUCGCAGACAGGAGUAUGAGGACCAAGUAGCUGGGGAGAGUCAGUCACAGGGUAGAGACGUUCAUUUGGAAGAUGCACAGGUUCAGGAGUAUAACAGACUAAAAGUAGAAGCACAGAAACAGUCUGCCCGUUAUCUGCAAGAGCUCGACUCUAUCAACCGAGAGCAGAAAGCGGAACAAGACAAACUGGACAACGAGGCGAGAAUCAGAGGAGAUCUUGACAAUAAGAUCAAGCAGAAAACUCACGAGAAGGAGGAGGCACAGAAACGGGUUGAUAAACUCAUCGAACACAUCAGGACGAGUGAGCAAGCGUUGGAGGACCAGAAGCGGCUGCGGGAAGAACUACAGUCUGACGUUGGAACAUCCAAGGGUCGAGUGCAGGAGUUGCAGAAGGAACUGGAGAACGUGAUGGAACAGCUGGGAGACGCAAAGAUAGACAAGCAUGAAGACUCUCGCCGCAAGAAGAAACAGGAGAUUGUCGAGAACUUCAAGAAGAACUACCCUGGCGUUUAUGACCGGAUGAUCAACAUGUGCCAGCCCAUCAACAAGAAGUACAACGUCGCUGUCACCAAGGUGCUAGGCAAGUAUAUGGAGGCCAUUGUCGUGGACACAGAGAAGACUGCGAGACUCUGUAUUCAGUUUCUCAAAGAACACAUGCUUGAUCCAGAGACAUUCUUGCCCAUCGACUACAUCCAGACCAAGUCUCUGAAGGAGCGUUUGAGGAACAUCAAGGAGCCUAAGAAUGUGAAGCUGUUGUACGAUGUACUGAACUACUCUCCACCAGACAUCAAGAGGGUGGUUCUGUUUGCUACCAACAACGCUCUGGUCUGUGACACACCAGAAGAUGCCAUGAAGGUGGCAUACGAGAUUGAACCUAUGAACAGAUAUGAUGCGGUGGCGUUAGACGGGACCUUCUACCAGAAGUCUGGAAUCAUGUCUGGAGGAAGCCUUGAUCUUGCCAGAAAAGCCAAACGUUGGGACGACAAGCAAAUGUCUCAACUCAAGUCUACCAAGGAAAAACUGACGGAAGAGUUACGAGAGGCGAUGAAGAAGUCUCGUAAAGAGUCAGAACUGAACACCGUCGAGUCUCAGAUCCGAGGAUUGGAAACUCGACUAAAGUACUCCAAAACUGACAAGGAAAAGACAUUGAUGCAAAUUGCUGCAUUAGAUGAAGAGUUGCGACAGUUGGAAGCAAAACUGGAGCUAAUAUCUCCAAGAUGCGAAUCUAUCGAGCGAUCCAUGAUGGAACGUGGUCAGCUUAUCCAGGAGAUGAAAGAAAAGAUGAACCGUGUUGAAGAUGAUGUGUUCGAAGAUUUCUGCCGUUCAAUUGGGAUGCAUAACAUCCGACAGUAUGAAGAGCGAGAGCUUCGCAGCCAACAAGAGAGAGCAAAGAAACGGCUUGAGUUUGAGAACCAAAAGAACCGAAUCAUGAACCAGUUGGAGUUUGAGAGGAUGAAGGAUACUAAGAACAACGUUCUGAGGUGGGAGCGAGCUGUUUCUGAUGACGAGGAUGAGCUGGAGAGAGCCAAGCAGGCAGAACAGAAGCAGAUGUCAGAGAUAGACAAACUGAUGAAGGAGCUUGAGAAGCAUAAGAGUGAACGGCAGACCAAGAAAAUGGAUGUGGACGCCUUUGAGGAACAGAUUGGCAAAGCCCGCAGAGAGGUGGGAGCGAUUGCCAAGGAUAUUCAGGCUGCACAGAAGCUAGUGAACAGCAUUGAGAGCAAGCUUGAGAUGCGUAAGGGAGAGAGACACAGCAUUCUCAUGCACUGCAAGAUGGAGGAUAUCCAAAUCCCCAUGUUGCAUGGUAACAUGGAAGACAUUGUUGCACAAGAUUCUUCCACAAUGGAUGAUAGCAGCUCCACUGUCGCUGCUCAGAUAUACGACCGUGAGGCCAGUGGGGGAACUUAG
Messenger RNA from Macrosteles quadrilineatus (aster leafhopper), 3044 nucleotides. Its product is annotated as structural maintenance of chromosomes protein 1A-like. Gene Ontology annotation, biological process: sister chromatid cohesion. Gene Ontology annotation, cellular component: nucleus; chromosome; cohesin complex. Gene Ontology annotation, molecular function: DNA binding; ATP hydrolysis activity; protein binding. The record is from RefSeq and is a predicted model, not a curated record. Bases 102 to 3044 code for a protein of 980 amino acids. NCBI's taxonomy places the organism in Eukaryota, Metazoa, Arthropoda, Insecta, Hemiptera, Cicadellidae. The transcript is spliced from 20 exons.